Messenger RNA from Eruca vesicaria subsp. sativa (arugula), 1029 nucleotides. NCBI's taxonomy places the organism in Eukaryota, Viridiplantae, Streptophyta, Magnoliopsida, Brassicales, Brassicaceae. The record is from the annotation of a GenBank genome assembly.
AUGGCUAAUCUUCCUCCUUCUUCUUCGGCUUUCUCCAAGGCUUCUUCCAGCAAUGAUCCCAAGCUCUCUGCGGUGGAGCAGUUGGUGCUCGACAUCUGUGACCCUGAACUCAGAGAGAAUGCUCUUCAGGAGUUGUCCAAGAUGAGAGAGAUCUUUGAUGAUUUGGCUCCGCUUCUUUGGAACUCUCCUGCUACCGCUACUGCUCUUCUACAGGAGAUCCUCUCAGUUUACCAUCUCCUGUCUCCUCCAACCAUGACUGUUGCUCAGUCAAACAAGGUCUGCAAUGCCCUUGCGCUUUACCAGGUGUGUAAACUUUUUCAAAAUACAGCUAAUCUGCCAGUGUACCUGUAUGCUUUCUUGAGUACGUCAAGCACGUCGAGACCCUUUGAGUACCUGCGUUUGACCACCUUGGGGGUUAUUGGUGCACUUGUCAAGGUUGAUGAUACAGAAGUGGUCAAAUUCCUUCUUGAAACUGAAGUUGUCCCAUUGUGCCUCCGGGUCAUGGAAAUUGGCAGCGAGUUAUCAAAGACUGUUGCUACCUUCAUUGUUCAUAAAAUUUUGGUGGACGAUAAAGGGCUUGAUUACAUGUGCGUCAGUGCGGCUAGAUUCUUUGCUUUGUGUCAAGUUUUGGGGAAUAUGGUUACUUCACCUGCAGAAGGACCUUCUCCUAGGCUUCUCAAGCACAUCAUACGCUGUUAUCUUCGCUUGACUGAUAACAGCAGGGCCUGCCAUGCUCUCAAAACCUCCCUUCCAGAGCUUCUAGGUGAUACCACCUUCCUCAGCUGUCUCAAUGAUGAUCCAGCUGCAAGUGUGUGGCUGAAGCAACUGCACCACAACAUCAAGGUUGGCGGGGUUGGCGUUAAUCCACCUCUAGGGCUGGAGAAUCUGUUGAAAGCUAAAUCAGGCCUCUGAGUUUAUAUAUAUUCUUGGCAAAGACUUCUAUUUAUUGGACCAAAAUUUAGUGGGGGUGGGGGUUAAAGAUUUACAGAUGAGGAAUUUAAAACUCAUAACCAAAAACUUAUGUUCCUG